UCAGAGCGCGUCAGGAGUGCCGCGCAGACACCAUGCCGCUUGGAGACCGUCCGUCGGCCGCUUCGCUCCUGCUGCUGUUGCAGACGCUGAGCGGCGCGGGCGGCCUGUUCUUCAGCCCCGGUCCCAAGUACCAGGACCCACUCCGGCAGCGGCUGGACUGCCCGGCCGGGUUCAGCCGGCCGGGUCGCCCGCCGUCCAGCGUACACCGGCUGCGGCCAGGCGACGUGAAGGUGAUCGGCGCACUCGGGGACAGCCUGACGGCCGGCAACGGCGCCUACUCCACGCAGAUACUGGACGUGCGCACCAACUACCGUGGCGCCUCGUGGAGCGCAGGCGGGCGCGGCCACUAUUCGCGAAUCUUCACGCUGCCGAACGUGGUGAAGCACUUCUCGCCGGGCCUGGUGGGCUUCUCGACGGGUUCCGGCGGCCCCAUGUCACCCGGCGCCCAGUUCAACGUGGCCAAGGCGGGCUCGCUGCACCGUGGCAUGCCCGGCCAGGCGUGGCGGCUUGUCAAUCGGAUCCGACGGGACCGACGCGUCGACUUCCACAACGACUGGAAGCUGAUAACCAUCAUGAUUGGGGGCAACAACCUGUGCAGCCACGUGUGUAAGCGCAAGAACUACUGGCCGAACUCUCCGCGCGGCCACGCCGCCUCGCUGCGGCAGGCGCUGGACAUCCUGCACCAGCACCUGCCGCGGACCUUCGUCAACCUGGUGCCGGUGGUCGACGUUACAGUGCUGUUGGACGUCAAGGGGAAGAACCUGCCGUGUCAGUUGGCCGACAACUUCCUCUGCCCCUGUCUAUUCGGCAAGAAGCGGCUCAACAGGAGGCAGAUGCGGAGGAAAGUCACCGGCUACCAGAACGCGGCUAUUGGCCUGGUGGAGUCCGGCCGGUACGACACCAGGGAUGACUUUACAGUGGUGAUCCAGCCGUUCAACAUAGAGUCGAAGCUGCCGAUGGUGCCGAGCCGGUACGGCAUGCGGGCCGACCCCACCUUCAUGUCGGCCGACUGCUUCCACCUGAGCCAGCGUGGACACUCGCUCAUGGCGCAGGCGCUGUGGAACAACAUGCUGGAGCCGGUGGGCCACAAAUCAUGGGACUGGCGCAUCAUGGAGGGCGGCCUGCGCUGUCCGUCCGAGUCCAAUCCGUUUUUCACCACCUACAAGAACCCCAGCGGAAGCCUGCGGUGACCAGACGCGUCCGCUAGGGGGACCGUGUAGGACGUGGUGAUCGACUCCCGGUCCUACCCUGGAUCGGGGCCGGCUGGUGAUCUACGUGUGCCUUUCAUCCCGACGUCCGAGGGACCGCCCCGCAUUGCAGCGCCCGCCGCGGCAGGAUUGGCGCCAGCGUCGCCGCGGCAGGAGUGCGGUGUAGAUGGCGUCACCGCGGCGCGUGCCAGGUGGCGCUACGCUUUCUGACUCCGCUAGGCCGACUAUUCUGCGAGACAACGUCAGUACAAAUGCAUAGUUGUGAAGAUCGGUCCCGGAACGUGCAACAGUGUGCUCAAGUGGCUUCGGCAAAACGGGUAGCUGCCGCACUCAUCUGAAAUAACUUAUUGCAUCGUCAUCAGGGAUUUGUAAUUUCUGCGCGUAGGAAUGCACAAUGCCUAGAAGCAUCCGACAUCAUAUUAGAACCGUACUUUUCUCAUGAACAUCGGGACGGUACUGUCAUGGUGAGCGAAGCUUCCUACGCGAGCAUCACAUUAAAUUCGGCAUUUUGAUUGCUAUCCGGGCUGCCAGUUUGUAAGCGCGGCCGCAAUGCCAAAUGCGUUCAAAACCCACACUUCGUUGAAAGUGCGUGUAAAAUCAUGUAUACAUGAGCUGACAACUAAACUGUAGUCUUAAAAACUGCAGUAUGCCGCUCAGACUCUUGCAAUAUGUAAGCACGAUCUGUCGGACAUUUGAACCUGUUCGGACGUUUGUUAUCAUGUAUAUCUGGACGAGCUUUUCACCGCUAUAGUUUUGUCCAGUGCUGGCGCGCACGACGGCGGCCGGGGUUCCGACUGCUCAAACUAGCGUGAUUCAGCCGGGAGCAGGUUAGGGCAUACGCUGUGAGUUUGAUGCAACGUUUUCGUGGAGGAUUCAGUGUGCUCUAUGGCUGAUGUGCGUCAGCCAAUGUCGUACAACUUGUUAGCUUAAGAACAGCCUUGCAAUACUGGUAAACAGCAUCCCUUCCUGUGGGAUACCCGAAGAAUAACUAUUUCAAAGGAAGCUGUGAUGCAGCAGAAAGCAGGAAAUGGAGGAUAUACAGAAGACUUACGAAGCUCCACACGGCUGAGUUGACUUAACGUGUAAGUAAUGUAGCAGUAAAACUUAGCGGCUGAGACUGACAUAGUUUAUGACUUAGCAAGCAUAGUAAAGAAUGCGCCACCAAUCGUUUCGAUGCGUGUUUUUGUGGCGUGGAAUGCCCAGCCAAUGGGACUGAUACCGAUGGCCAGGUGUCGCGCAGUGGGGCGAGACGCCAGCCUGCUGGGCACUGGCAGUGGCACGGCACGUGCUCGGGCUCCUGGUGUUCCAGGCACGGCCGCUUGGACACGGUGCAGUGUUUACUAGUGAAUCUGGAAACCGUGAAAUAUGUACAGCGUACUGACUUGCUGUUACAAUGUGUGGUCUGUGUAGUGGCUGUGUCGACCGUCUAUUCGUGUAUCUUACGCGCAUCACUUGGAUAAACAAGCUGUGCUGAAGGGAGCGAGCGCCUCUAUACAUUCCCUGAACCGUUCUUCCACUCUCACAGAUAGGAGGAUCUAGACGGACUGAAGCUACCAAACAGGAACAACUGUUUCCUCCUGCUAUCCUGCUUGUAGCCUAGGCACGUGUGUCCAUCCCCGUGCGCCCCACGCAUCGUGUAAUGUCAAAUCACAUUGAACAAUUGGUUAUGCGGAUGUAACCCUGCUGCCAUUCUCAUUCAGAUUUUGCCCACUUUGUCGCGCUCAAGGACCGAUAAAAGACAAUUAUAAACACUGUUGUGAAAUAAUGAAGCCGCACU
Molecule: messenger RNA, 2985 nt
Organism: Pollicipes pollicipes
Lineage: Eukaryota; Metazoa; Arthropoda; Thecostraca; Pollicipedomorpha; Pollicipedidae
Product: phospholipase B1, membrane-associated
Exons: 7
Coding region: 33-1190 (385 amino acids)
Biological process (GO): phospholipid metabolic process
Molecular function (GO): glycerophospholipase activity
Source: RefSeq, a predicted model, not a curated record